UCUGGCGUCAGCAUCAUCCGCAGGCGGUACGAUGGCGAUCGAUACAGCAGUGAAAUGUUCAAAGUAGGAUAUUUUGAGAAAAGCUCGACAUGCAGGAAUGGAAACGCGAUCAUCGAGCUGACUGGCUCGACGAGAGCAUGACACCUGAUAUCAAAUGUAACGUCAAGCCAGCCAGCCAGUCCACUUGGGAGGACCACAUCUAAGACCUGAACACCAGAAUGACCUCAACACAUCCUUAACAUUGUCCCACCACCAGAAGUAGGAGGUGAAAACCAUAGCAACAGACGUGACCUGUGUGUGUGUGUGUGUGUGUGUGUGUGUGUGUGUGUGUGUGUGUGUGUGUGUGUGUGUCCUGAGGAUGCCUCUGUUUUAUCAAGGUUGCAUCAGAGCCUGAGAAUUAUCCGAGAAUAAGCUUCUGCUAAGUCGAACAAAGACAGGCUGUACCAUGGAUAUUGCCAUGGAAGACCAACUGCUGGAGGACAACUUAAUGUGUAUACCAUAACCAUAAUCAAACAUGUACCUUCUUUUGGGCUGACAGCCCUUGAUAAUAGCUGCUAUGGCUUUUUGUAAUGAAAGCCUGCUGGAGGAGUGUGGCUUCAUGGGGCCGGACAAUGUAGAGGAAGCAGCAGAAAGUCUCCCGUCAGAAGCCACGACUCCCCUCAUAUCAGUCACUCUGCGUGUGACCCUGGCAGCCAUAAUGAUUUUCAUGAUUACUAUUGGUUUCCUUGGCAACGCGAUUGUGUGUCUGAUUGUUUACCAGAAACCUGCCAUGCGUUCUGCUAUCAAUCUCCUCCUCGCCACGUUGGCCUUUUCGGACAUUAUGCUCUCUCUGCUCUGCAUGCCCUUCACUGCAGUCACUGUGGCCACUGCCGACUGGAGCUUUGGAAGCGGGUUCUGCCGAGCGUCCAUCAUGCUGUACUGGCUGUUUGUCCUGGAGGGGGUGUCCAUCCUCCUCAUAAUCAGUGUGGACCGUUUCCUCAUCAUUGUGCAGCGGCAGGACAAGUUGACCCCACACAGAGCUAAACUGUUGAUUGCAGGUUCAUGGUUGCUGAGCCUGUGUGUGUCUCUGCCGUCUGUAGUUGGGUGGAGGACGGGUGCAGCAGGUAUUGGGGGUGCCUGGGCGCCACAGUGUGUGCUGGGAUACAGUGAUUCUUUGGCAGACCGGGGAUACACAGUGCUGUUGGCAGUGUCAGUAUUCUUUGUACCAUUUGCUGUCAUGCUGUACUCUUAUAUGUGCAUCCUCAACACAGUGCGCCGCAACACCCUGCGCAUCCACAACCACACCAGUGAGCAUGCCUGUUUGCCAGCCCUCAACCAAGUCAGCAAAAUGAGACUGACUGGGCUGCAGCGACCCCCUCAGAUCAAGGUGGACAUGAGCUUCAAGACCCGAGCCUUCACUACCAUCCUCAUCCUCUUUGUCGGCUUCUCUGUGUGCUGGUUGCCGCACACGGUUGUCAGCUUGCUGGCCGUGUUCAGUCGGCAGUUCUACUACAGCUCGGUCUUCUACCCAAUCAGCAUAGGCGCUCUGUGGCUCAGCUACCUGAAGACGGUCUUCAACCCCGUCAUCUACUGCUGGAGGAUUAGAAAGUUCAGGGAAGCCUGCCAGGAGUUCAUUCCCAAGAGCUGCAGACUGUGUCCCAGAGUGCCAGGCAGGAGCCGCAGGAGAGUGAGGCCCAGCAAUAUCUAUGUGUGCAGCGAGACUCAGUCAGCUGUGUAAAACAAGGAGGACCAGUUGGUCGAUGCACAAACCAGCAGAUGUUGACACUGCUAUCAACUGUUUUUUUUAACUCUGUUCCUCAUUAAAAAAAACAAUCAAAGGUGAAUAAAGUUCACCUUAAUACUAUACUGGUCAUUAACAAAAUAAUCUCACCACAAGAAUGAACUUUCAGUCUUCAUUUUUUAAGCCAACAUGGAUAAGAAGUCCUGAAAGUGCUCAGAGAAAUCAAAAUUUCAAUAUUGACAAUUUCGUGAGAACUGGACAACUCCAUCUGCUCAGGAAGGUUGUGUGAAACAAUCGAAAGCUCCAGAACAGCUACUGAAGGGACCUUGUGGUGAGAUUAUUGUGUCUGCUGCUUUCAGUCUACAGGUAUACUGGUGGAUAUAACUUCGUAACCAUUAUGGUUUCUGAAAAUGAAUGCCAUCUAAACAAUUUCAUAUCCUCCAUUGUCAAUUGGCUUCUCUGUUUCAUAAUUUGUCCCCGAAGUGUUUAAUCAAUUUAAUUCUGUUUCUUCAGACUGUAGACUCAAUCUUUAGGCUUUGAGUAGUAGUGGUGAUAAUAAUUAUAUUGUCAGUUAUGUGAUGAGUUUAAAAAAAGAAGCAUACAAGGUCUUAAUGUUUAGUGAUGUUCUCAGAGAAUAGUCCGUAAUCUUUUAACUGACGUCUUUAAAAAGAACUUAUUUUAAUGAGAUUUGUGCAGAAACAUGACCUUGUGUGAGUUGAAACUGUUGAGUGUGUCAACAAAAAAGUGUGUCAGUUGUGUGUCAGUUAAUCUGUGAAUGUUUACUUGAAUGUUUUAUCUUUUGAUGAUAAACGACACCAGGUAAAUAAAUACAGUUUGUACAAGAGGCUGCAUUGACAGACUGCUGAGUGCUUGGAUGAAAAACAGCAGCUUUUACAAUGUACAUAAUGGAAAUGGGUUGCUGGGAUACUGAAGAAGACAUCUAUUCACUGUGAGUGGAUGUGUAUCUACU
Messenger RNA from Sander lucioperca (pikeperch), 2690 nucleotides. It is a transcript of the gene gpr45, whose product is annotated as G protein-coupled receptor 45. Gene Ontology annotation, molecular function: G protein-coupled receptor activity. Gene Ontology annotation, cellular component: membrane. Bases 557 to 1717 code for a protein of 386 amino acids. The record is from RefSeq and is a predicted model, not a curated record. The transcript has 3 exons. Gene Ontology annotation, biological process: G protein-coupled receptor signaling pathway. NCBI's taxonomy places the organism in Eukaryota, Metazoa, Chordata, Actinopteri, Perciformes, Percidae.